Thermothelomyces thermophilus ATCC 42464 is the source of this 1432-nucleotide messenger RNA. RefSeq lists its product as uncharacterized. Gene Ontology annotation, biological process: GPI anchor biosynthetic process. Gene Ontology annotation, cellular component: endoplasmic reticulum membrane. The transcript is spliced from 2 exons. The record is from RefSeq and is a predicted model, not a curated record. Bases 270 to 1181 code for a protein of 303 amino acids. Lineage: Eukaryota; Fungi; Ascomycota; Sordariomycetes; Sordariales; Chaetomiaceae.
GUCCGAGAUGAGGCAAUGUUAGGGUUAGGGUCCAAUGCCGAGCAUGCCGAGUCAAAGCGAACCUCUUUAAUUACCGAGGACAUCGUCAACUUAAUUCCAAAGUGCAUAGAGAGAUAUCCACCCGGGUUUCGAUUACUUUGCGAGUCGGCCCUCCGUGCCCUCCGUCCGCUUUGCAAGCUCGGCACCACCACCACCACCACCACCACAACAACAACAACGUCAACAACAACAACAUCACCAUCCCCGCGCGUGCACCACACGCGCCCCCGAUGCUCCUCGCCGACCCGGUAACGAGCAUGUCGUCCGCCCUCGUCAAAGGCGCCGCGGCGCAGGCGCAAGCGCAAGCGCAAGCGGCCUUCGCCAAGUCGGCAUCGCUCGCGCCCCGGACGACGCUGCGUCCCGUGCAGAUCCGGCAGACCCCGCUCGCCCAGACGGCGCGCCACGCGCUCCCCGCCCUGCUGGCCGGUCUCUUCGCCCUGCGCUUCCGCGCCCUCGUCGCCGACCCCGUCUCGACCAUGGCCACCACCACCCUGCCGCUCACCGCCGCGCUGCAGGUCGCCUACGCCGUCUGGUGCCUGCCCGCUCCGGGGGGCCCGGGUACCGCUGCUGCUGGUUCUGCGGCGGGGGCUGGAGCACAUGCAGCAGGAGGAGGAGGAGGAGGAGGAGCGGCAGGAGCUGCAGGAACGGCAGGAACAGCAGCAGCAAAGGCGGGGCGGAAGCAGAGGCCCGGGGAGAGCAGCCUUAGGAAGAGAGGGGCGGCGGAGAGCAGCGGGUCGAGUGCCGUUACUACCGCGGUCCUCUCGCUGAUCCUUUCGCUCCUCGUCACGCCCUUCCUCUACGUCGCCAUGAUCCUCUUCGGCGCGCCCUUCCUCACGCACGCCGCGCACACUUUCCUCUGCGCCGCGCACCUGGCCGUGCUGGUGCUGCUCCCGCUCUUCUACGUCCACGGCGUGGACGGCUCCGCCUGGGCGGUCGUCGGCGGCUUCGGUGCGCCCCUGGACGAGACCUUUGGCGGGCUCGUCGGCGGGCUGGUCGGCGCCUGGCUCGGUGCCGUGCCGAUCCCGCUCGACUGGGAUUGCGACUGGCAGAAGUGGCCCGUCACCAUCAUGUGCGGCUUGUAUGGCGGCUAUGUGCUCGGCCGCGUCAUUGGGGGCACGCUUGCUUGGGGAAAGAGCUUCUAGAAGGAAGGAAAGAAAAUACUGGUGGUGUAUGAAUAAUCGUGUGUGAAUAUUGGUCCGUGAAGGGACCGAGGAGGCGUUGAGAUACCCUUAGACUCGCAUCGGAGGAGACGGGCGUAGUAGGAUGGGUUCUUUUGGGGAAGCGCACACUUGUGAAAGCUGCAAGCCUCGUUUGGCAAUGGAUUCUAUCGACCUCUUCGACGAAUUAUUGGUCAAUUACUACGUAUGCACAAGAUACGAGUUUCCACACUGAG